AUGGUGGCCUGCCUCAAAAAUCCUCAUUCUAAGGAUACAAGGCAGUCUCUUCUCACCUUUAAUGAUGUUUAUACCUCUGGAACAGAAGCUUCUGAGGGGGUUUUGGGGACUUGGGUUUUCAACCAAGAGGCUAUUAGGAGGGCAUUGUGUGAGAUGAUCAUUGUUGAUGAACUUCCCUUUAGGAUUGGGAUAAAAAAUGUUUUCACUGUUACUGUUGAUAAUGCCUCUUCAAAUGACAUAGCUUUGGGGUUUUUCAAGAACAAACUUCUGUCUUGGGGUGGGUCUUCUGUUAGGGUUCAAUAUAUGCACAUGAGGUGCAUAGCCCAUGUAUUGAACUUAGUGGUCCAGGAUGGGUUGAGAUAUGCAGGUCCUUCUAUUAAGAAAGUUAGAGAUGUUGUGAGAUGGGUGAGGAAUCCUCAUGCAAGACUCAAGAAGUUUAGAGAGCUUGUUGUGCUUAAUGGGGUGGAAGCCAAAUGUGCAUUACAACUUGAUGUUCCAACAAGAUGGAACAGCACAUACAUGAUGCUCAACACUGCCCUUCAAUACCAGAGGGCCUUUGAAGCUUAUGAGAAUGAUUCCUCAAUGACUGCUGACUUAUCUGAUUCUAUUCCAAAUUUUAUGGAUUGGCUUUCUGAAAUGGGGUCCCAUAUGAAACAAAAAUUUGAAAAAUAUUGGGGAGAUCCUGAAAAAAUGAACUUCUUGAUAUUCUAUGCCACUAUUUUGGAUCCUAGGGAUAAGAUUGAGUACAUGCCUGCCCAAUUUGCCCAGUUAUAUGGUGAUGAUAAAGGAAAAUCAUGCUUUGAAAAGGUUCAAUCUUCUAUGGUUGUGCUGUUUAAUGAUUAUACAGCCACCUACCAUGUGCAGUCUGCAUCCCCUACUGUGCAAUCUAUGCAAUCUGAACCUGUCCAUUCUCAAACUUCAGUUGGAAAACCUCAGGCUAGAAUGAAAAGCCAGCUAAAAAAACAGAGAAUGGAGACUGGUGGAAGCAGUAAAGAAACUGAACUCCAAAUUUAUCUAAGUGAAAAAUUAGUAGAAGAUGAAGAAAAUGUGGACUUUGAUGUGCUAAGAUGGUGGAAGGUUAACAGUGAUAGAUUUCCUAUACUCUCUAAAAUGCCAAGGGAUGUGCUGGUUGUUCCCAUUUCAACUGUUGCCUCUGAGAGUGCAUUCAGUACUAGUGGUAGGGUAUUAGAUGCCUUUAGGAGUUUCUUAAAUCCUAAAUUGUUGAAGCCCUAG
Ipomoea nil (Japanese morning glory) is the source of this 1233-nucleotide messenger RNA. Its product is annotated as zinc finger BED domain-containing protein RICESLEEPER 2-like. The transcript is spliced from 3 exons. The record is from RefSeq and is a predicted model, not a curated record. Gene Ontology annotation, molecular function: DNA binding; protein dimerization activity. Lineage: Eukaryota; Viridiplantae; Streptophyta; Magnoliopsida; Solanales; Convolvulaceae. Bases 1 to 1233 code for a protein of 410 amino acids.